UUAUAAUACAUUAAGUUAAGUGCACAGAACUUUCGGAAAUAUGAUCGUUUCUCCUCUCCUCGCCCUUUGUUUGCUGAAAGCAGUGUUGGGUAUCACUCCGAUGGGCUCAGUGAUGCCACAGGACCCCAUCCUGACCAUAGGCUCCUCGCUGAGCGCGACCUGUGCUGUGACGUCGGAAUCAAAGAUCAAGUCUCGGGACCUCUUCUGGACCUUAAACGGCAGGCAGAUCCCAGCCGAGCUGUGCAGAGUCGUCAAUGAGACGGCACUCCGGGUCACACUGCGCAACCUCAACGGGUCUCAGCAGCAAUCCGGCGACAACCUGGUGUGCCACAGGGCCGAUGGCAGGAUCCUGGCAGGGUCGUGUCUCUACGUGGGCUCGCCUCCUGAGAAACCAACCAACAUAACCUGUUGGUCCAAAAACACCAAGGACCUGACGUGUAAGUGGCUGCCCGGUGGAGAAGGAGAGGCAUUCCUGAGAACCCGCUACACCCUGAAAUAUAAACUAAGGUGGUACGGCAGAGAGAAGGAGUGCUCGGAGCCGGGUGUGGCUGGGGUCUAUUCCUGUUAUAUUCCCAGGGAUCUCGCUCUCUUCACUCCCUAUGAAAUCUGGGUUGAGGCGUCGAAUAAGCUGGGCUCUGCGGCUUCUGAAAUCAUCUCCCUGGACAUCCUCGAUGUGGUUACUACAGAUCCUCCGUCCGACGUGCGGGUGAAUCGUGUGGGUGACCUGGAGGACCAGCUGGGUGCCCGCUGGAGCUCCCCUCCCGCCCUGAAGGAUUUUCUGUUUCAGGCCAAAUACCAGAUCCGCUACCGGGUCGAGGACAGCGUUGAGUGGAAGGUGGUGGACGACAUUGGGAACCAGACGUCCUGUCGCCUGGCCGGGCUGAGGCCGGGAACCGUCUACUUUGUGCAGGUCCGGUGUAAUCCCGUGGGGAUUUACGGCUCCAAGAAAGCCGGAAUCUGGAGUGACUGGAGCAGCCCCACCGCUGCCUCCACCCCCCGCAACGACCGUGCCAGCGGAGCCUGUUAUCAGAAGAGCCGGGAGCAGGGCUCGAACCUGCGGCGAGAGCUCAAGCAGUUCUUCAGCUGGGUCAAGAAACACGCCUACGGCUGCUCCGCCCUCAACAUCAAGCUGUACGACCAGUGGCGGGUUUGGCUGCAGAAAUCACACAAGACUCGCAACCAGACUCUCCCAGCAGAUAACUCCAAGGAGAGACACUCCUCCCAACAGAUGGGCCUCGUGAACGUAGGAGAAAGUUCUUGGUGGCUACAAAGCAUAACGUUAACUCAGAACGUUGGAAACAGCCCCCGGCGAAGGCUGCCCAGUCAACUCCAAAACCCCUGGGACCGUCUGCACGUUAGAUUAGAGACGAGCUCUCCCUUUAUUAGAGGCGUGAGGGUUUCUGCAGCGUCUGUGUGACUUUGUUGUCGAUUAGAUUUCUUAGAUGUGACGCUGGAGAUAGUAUGUUUGGUGGAGGGCAUUAGGGACACGGUCUCAGUGGGAAGAAGGUUCUAGAACUGCAUUUUGUCCGCAGUGACCUGGCCUUGACAGGCCAUUGAUUCCCCCUGUCCUGUCCCACUGUAAAGAUUUCUGCUGUAAAAUCCUGUAGAAUCAGUGCACGGAGGGUAUUAACACAAAUAAAAUGUAAAGGAUGAUUGUGGGGCUGAAAUGACCUCUUAACGAUUUUGGGGACAAUUAUUUUCUUUGUCAAGAAAAUAGGAACAUUAAAGCACAACAAGUACAGAUCGUCAAAGA
Messenger RNA from Callorhinchus milii (elephant shark), 1753 nucleotides. Its product is annotated as cytokine receptor-like factor 1. The record is from RefSeq and is a predicted model, not a curated record. The transcript has 8 exons. Gene Ontology annotation, molecular function: cytokine receptor activity; protein binding. Gene Ontology annotation, biological process: cytokine-mediated signaling pathway. NCBI's taxonomy places the organism in Eukaryota, Metazoa, Chordata, Chondrichthyes, Chimaeriformes, Callorhinchidae. Bases 41 to 1417 code for a protein of 458 amino acids. Gene Ontology annotation, cellular component: external side of plasma membrane.